UCAACACACACACACGGUGUUUUUUUUUUUUUUUUUAUGUUAUGAUCUCCUCAGAGCAUUGAGAAGGACUCAUUUUAACGUCGCUCGUAAACAGCAGAUGCACGCACGGGGGAAAUCGUCUGGAAAGGUGCCAGCCGUGCCAUUAGAACCUAUGGCAGGAGGCAACGGAGAAGGAAUGAAGAAGGGAGGAGAGGAGAGAGGGAGAAGGUCGGCAGCACCGCCGCAUGCCACAGACAGACUGACGAUACUUGUACUGGGCUCCACACCAGGAACCUGGCUGUUAACUGAUCACCUGAUGACUUUCACGAGAUCUCGGACUGUUCCCGCAAAGUGCUCGGAUUCUCCACAGCGCACACCUCUCUCCUCCGCUCACUAUGAGUUUUACCGAGGGGAGGGCGAGUGCCGCUGACCCCCAUGGGGUGGGCUCGCUCGCUCCGCGGACAUCCUAAGGCCCGUGGAGGGAAGACAAUGGACACCGACCGUCCUACAGUAACCGGCUCAGCCCGACUGUCCCCGCUGCCCACUGAGCCGUCUACCCUGCCACCAUGGAUCACCAAGACACAUCCAGGGAGGGUGGGGGAGCUUCUGUGGCAGCCACCGGAGCAGAAGGAGAAGCAGGAUUUUGCUCGCAGCCUUUCCACAUUUUGGGAACUCUCGCCAUGCAUGAGAAGGAGCUUUGAACACAUUGAAAGGGAACUCAACUCUUUUUUUUUUUUUGGGCGGCUUAUUACGUGGAAUAAUAAGAGUGAGCUGUUUGGAGCGAAAUGGGCUUUUGACGUGAGACUCCGGCUGGAAUACUACAACUUGUCCUUUUUUUGAAUUUUUUUUUUCUAAGACAAGUGCGCGGAGCGUGCGUAAAAACGCAGCCCUCACUGCCGCGCACCUUUUUGGAAGCAGCUGUUUCCAUGCAGCUCCGUCACCCAGUGACUGUUUGGCCGCGGCUUCAAGUCGUCCCGGUGGUAACCAUGACAACCCAGAGGAGCCCGAAGUGAAUCCGGGCGAAGACAUCGAAACACCUUUUUGUUAUUCAUUUGAGGCUGACGCGCUCACCGGCAGACCGUCAAGUGGUCUAUUUAAAGUGUCGCCCGUGGGUGAACUUGUCAAAUAUAUGAAGCGUCAGGCGGCCCCUCUGAAGUAGGUGUCAUUUUGUUGUGCGUGGAAAAAAAAAAAAAAAGAAAAAAUACAAAAGUCCCAAGAGGAACCAUGGGCAGUUCUCACCCUCCGCUGCUCCUCUACAUGCUGCUGUGCGUCCACGUCGGAGUGUGCCAGCACUUCCUUCGCCUCCGUCCAUCCCCUAGCGACCACCUGCCCGUACCCGACCUCAAGGAGGACCCCGACCCGGAUUACGACCCCCGGGAACAGGACUUGUCCGAGAGGACUCUGAGGAAAAAGCUGGGCAGCCACUUCGACCCCAACUUCAUGUCCGUCGCCGCGCCGGCGCUCGGCAACCACUCGGCGCCCGACGUCAAGCUUCAGGGCCCCAUGCCCAACGAGAUCAAGAAGCUGGAGCUGGGCGAGACCCCCUACGGGAAGCGUGUCAAGGUGGGCAAGAAGGCGCGCAGGAAAUUCCUGCAGUGGCUGUGGACCUACACGCACUGUCCCGUGGUGUACACCUGGAAGGAUUUGGGCGUGAGGUUCUGGCCACGCUACGUCAAGGAGGGCAACUGCUUCUCGGAGCGUUCCUGUUCCUUCCCGGAGGGGAUGUCUUGCAAACCUGUCAAGUCCAUCAACAAGAUAUUCCUGCGGUGGUACUGCCAAGGCUUCUUAAGACAGAAAUACUGCACGUGGAUACAGGUGCAGUACCCCAUCAUCUCCGAGUGCAAGUGUUCGUGCUGAUCCCGGGCGCGUGCGGAGUGGACUGCUUUCUAUUGCACUGUUAACUCUCGACGGAGGUGGGCACCAUAGCAAAUCUAUUUUUUUAUAUAGCAUUUUAAAAGUGAAAUACCAAGAGGAAUGCAGCUAUUUUCUUUUUUUUCGAAUUGAACCAGGACCAUAUUUUAUUGUCAGCCCGGAGACAUUUUAUCUGGAAGGGGGGCGGGGACAGCAGCACUUCAUAUGGAAGAGCUUUUUUUUUUUUUUUUCGUCCCCCUAAGAGACAUUGAUGAUGCAUAUGCUACACCUCUCCAAGAGGCGAACUUUCUCCUUAUUUUGUUUUCAACUGACUGUUAUUUCACUGCAAUGCUGCCUAGAGGUUUUUUUUUUUGUAUAAUAUUAAUAUCAAUAUUAAUUAAGUUGUAAAAAAAAACAAAAAAAAAACAACUGAAGUUGAGGUUAAAGAUUAUAUAUAAAGGCGUGAACUCAGCUUUUUUUUCUUUUGGGAAUACAUAGUAUUGUAGAAAACAAAUCUGUACGUUUUAUUUAUUUUAACGAUUGUGAGUAUAGAACAUAAGGACAGAGAAUAGCAGAAUAUACCGGAAAAAAAUUAUGAGAGAUGUCUACUUGAAUUAUUAAAAAAAAAAAAAAAGCCACACACACAAAAAAAAAAAAUAAACAACUGAAAACAGCAUCCAAGUGUACAUGUUAUGGUCACGUUUCUAGCAAUAAAGUCGAUGUUUUCAUCAUG
Messenger RNA from Syngnathus acus (greater pipefish), 2563 nucleotides. RefSeq names its product noggin 2 (gene nog2). The record is from RefSeq and is a predicted model, not a curated record. Gene Ontology annotation, biological process: osteoblast differentiation; negative regulation of BMP signaling pathway; negative regulation of cell differentiation. The transcript is spliced from 4 exons. Lineage: Eukaryota; Metazoa; Chordata; Actinopteri; Syngnathiformes; Syngnathidae. Bases 1204 to 1836 code for a protein of 210 amino acids.